Rana temporaria (common frog) is the source of this 2082-nucleotide messenger RNA. RefSeq names its product RAB11 family interacting protein 4 (gene RAB11FIP4). The coding region runs from base 84 to 1715 and encodes 543 amino acids. Gene Ontology annotation, biological process: endocytic recycling; regulation of cytokinesis. NCBI's taxonomy places the organism in Eukaryota, Metazoa, Chordata, Amphibia, Anura, Ranidae. The transcript is spliced from 13 exons. The record is from RefSeq and is a predicted model, not a curated record. Gene Ontology annotation, cellular component: cleavage furrow; midbody; recycling endosome membrane.
CCUCGCACACGGUCGGUGCAUUCAGUGUGGUGUUGCUGUAGGAUUGCAGACGUCUGUAGGAGACCCGAGAGCCGGAUCGGUGAAUGUCGGCCGUGGUGACCCUCCGACCCAAAUAUGACCCCCCCGACCACCUCCAGUCCAAGCAGAACGGCCCCAACGCUCACGGGAUGUAUGUGGAGUCGGAGGCGACCUUCAGCGACUCGGAGCUCUUCCCCGAUGAGGAGAGUUUAACGCUCGGCCAUCAAGAUGUCCACCAUGAAUCGGACUUGGACAGCGCCAUCGAGAGCACGCCGAGCUCGGAGGUCUCUGAUGAAUGCCGCAGCGAUGGGAAGGCCGAGGAUGUUCAUGGGCUCUACCUCCCCGGAGAGCGGAACCUUCUCAACCCUUCGGCCUUGUCGGAGUUUUCCAGCCAUUCCACGGCCUCAGUCAUCAGCGGUGAGGAGCAGUUUGAGGACUACGGGGAAGGAGAUGAUGUGGAUUACGCCCCCAGCAGCCCGUGUCCCGAUGAUGAAAGUCGGACCAAUGCCUACUCUGACCUGGGCUCCUCCGUCCCCUCCAGUGCCGGACAGACUCCUCGUAAAACGAGGCACAUGUACAACAGCGAGUUACUGGACAUGUAUUGUACGCAGUGCUGCAAGAAGAUCACCCUGCUGAACGACCUGGAGGCCCGUCUGAAGAACCUCAAAGCCAACAGCCCAAACAGAAAGAUCACCAGCACAGCAUUUGGGAGGCAGCUCUUCCACAACAGUAACCUGAGUAGCAGUAAUGGCAGCACAGAGGACCUCUUCCGGGACAGCAUUGACUCCUGUGACAAUGACAUCACAGAGAAGGUCAGUUACCUGGAGAAGAAGGUGACAGAGCUGGAGAACGACAACCAGACAAACGGAGAUGUCAAGUCCAAAUUAAAGCAUGAGAACACCCAGCUGGUGCACAGGGUACAUGAACUGGAAGAACUGUUGAAGGACCAGGAGACCAGGUCGGAUCAGAUUCUGGAUGAGGAGCUGAAGCGGCAUAGGGAAACGUACUCCAGGCUGCAGAAGGAAAAGGGAACAGAGAUCGAACUGCUGAACGCCAGGGUUCAGGAGCUGGAGGAGGAGAAUGAAGAGUUACUAACCAGCAUCACCAGACUGAAGUCUCAUACAGAGAGGAUAGAUGAGGAGAGACAGCGCAUGUCUGAUAGGCUGGAGGACACCAGCCUGCGGCUGAAAGAUGAGAUGGAUCUGUACAAGAAAAUGAUGGAUAAACUACGGCAAAACCGGCAGAACUUCCAGCGGGAACGUGAAGCCACGCAAGAGCUGAUUGAAGAUCUGCGGAAGGAGUUGGAGCAUCUACAGGUGUACCGCUUGGACUGCGAGAGAAAUGGUCGGGGGCGGAGCUCGUCUGCGGGACUGUACGAAUACAACGCCAAAACCCGCGAAUCCGAGCUGGAGCAUGAGAUCAGACGCCUCAAACUGGACAACCAGAAGCUCCGGGACCAGAACGAUGACCUCAGCGGGCAGAUUCUCAGCCUCAGCCUAUAUGAAGCCAAGCAUCUCUUCUCCACCCAGACAAAGGCGCAGUCACUGGCAGCCGAGAUCGACACCGCCUCGAAGGACGAGCUGAUGGAAGCUUUGAAGGAACAAGAGGAGAUCAACCUGCGUUUGCGGCAAUACAUGGACAAGAUUAUUCUGGCUAUCCUGGACCACAAUCCCUCCAUCCUGGAGAUCAAACAGUGACCUGUUCACUCCGCUGACCCUCAUCACACUCCAUUGACUGUCCUGUCCUUGUCUAGGAAUAGGUCUUCUAGAUUCAAUGUCCUUGUAGUGCGCUCCGGGGACCAACCUGCACACUGACCCGCCCCCAUGUUUCCCCUCCAAGACACUUUAAGACUUGACGCUGCUACAGCACGCCUGGAUUAACCUGGGAUGACUGGAAAUAUGAAUUCCAUGGCUGACGCCUGGAUUAACCUGGGAUGACUGGAAAUAUGGAUGCCAUGGCUGACGCCUGGAUUAACCUGGAAGAACCUGGUAUGAUUGGAAUGAUAGAUGUCAUGGCUGAUGCCUGGAUGAAGCUGGAAGAACCUGGUAUGAUUGGAAUGAUAGA